Anisakis simplex (herring worm) is the source of this 585-nucleotide messenger RNA. The record is from the annotation of a GenBank genome assembly. NCBI's taxonomy places the organism in Eukaryota, Metazoa, Nematoda, Chromadorea, Rhabditida, Anisakidae.
AUGAUUUUAAAUAAUAUAUUUAUUCUGUUGAUGAGGUUUUGGGUGGCUGCGACACAAUCCUCUCUACACGGUGAUAUCAAAUCAACGCUCGUGGCUGAUCACUCGAAACGUACGCAUGACUCGGGUCAUUUCAGUCAGAGUGACGCGAAAAUAUCUCAAAUACUCAGUACUAUGGAAAAGGAGAUGGGUGUUGAGGAGCAACUGCACACCUAUACGGCGCAGUUCGCUCGUAGUACACAAUCGCAUCGCUCAUUCGUUGGCGAUGGUGCGGCACACAUCGGUGGCGCUGCUACCCCUGAUGGAAAGCGACAUAAUCGCUUCAGUACAACGAAAUUUGAUGAGAAUUUCAAAACGCAUUCGCUUUGCGAGUCUUGGAAUUCUGGCAAACAACCGGACAAUCUUGAGUGGUCUGAAUCAGCAGAUCGUUUAUUACGUGUGAUUGGCAAUGGAGUCGUCAAAAACGGGUAUAAUAUGUUCAUGGCUCCUGGACAAAGUCAAGGUUUGCUCCGAUCUCAGCAUUUCGUCUUUCCAGAUGGUCCCUUUCUCGCCCACGGAUUUGACUGCUUAGAACAGUGGUUCUCAUAG